Messenger RNA from Bolinopsis microptera, 1442 nucleotides. Its product is annotated as choline kinase alpha-like. NCBI's taxonomy places the organism in Eukaryota, Metazoa, Ctenophora, Tentaculata, Lobata, Bolinopsidae. The record is from RefSeq and is a predicted model, not a curated record. Bases 10 to 1200 code for a protein of 396 amino acids. Gene Ontology annotation, molecular function: choline kinase activity; ethanolamine kinase activity. Gene Ontology annotation, biological process: CDP-choline pathway; phosphatidylethanolamine biosynthetic process. The transcript has a single exon. Gene Ontology annotation, cellular component: cytoplasm.
UGUCAGACGAUGUCGAAUUCAGUGCAUAAAAGCUUGGAAACCUGCAGCCUUGCAGACUCAAUCGACAUAGAUAGCCGAGCUAUAACUGCAGAAUGUGAACUGCCCCAUCUCAUAAAAAACGAGAAUGUCAACGACUUCAGAGAACAAGCGUUUAUGUGGGUUAAAAGGUACAUGGGUGGUCCGUGGGCCAGGGCCGAGUUAAAACAUUUCCGUUGUAAAGGAAUGAGGGGGGACCUCACCAACUACCUAUACGUGUGUAAACUCUUGCUGUGGGAUGGUGAAAACGACGGCCUGAAAGUCCUCAAAUCAGAGGCAGAUUACCCCACAAAAGUCACACUAAAAGUAUACGGAGAGAUCGAGAACUACCAAGGCUUCAACAAAGUGGAGAUGAUGACCCUGAACGUGAUCCUAGCUGAGCGUCACUACAUUCCUAAGAUAUUCGCCCUUUUCCCGGACGGAAGGUUCGAGCAGUACGAGAAAAGCAGGCAGCUGCGAGCUACAGAGAUUAGGAAAGCCGAGGUAACGAAUACUCUGGCUGACUACCUGGCAGAGUACCACAAGAUGGACAUGCCGUUUGGGAAAGUAGCCGGGAGGCUGGAGGAGACCCUGGAUCAUUACCACUCCAUGGCACUCUCCACUCACUUCGAGGACGAGGACAAGGCCAAGCUUCUAAAGAAGAUAGUUAGAUAUAACAUAGACGAGGAACUGGACACACUGAAAGAUAUCUGUUUUCCUUGUAACGACGAAGUGGUGUUCUGUCACAACAGUUUAGGGGAGGGUAACCUCCUCCUGACGGGCCACAAAGACGACAGACGAGUUCAGGUGGUGGGCUGUGAUAUGAGCUCGUACAACUACCGUUCAUACGACUUCGGCCACUUCUUCGCCACAAUGCAGUUUGACUUCAGCUCGUCAACCUUCCCGUACUUCACCAGAGAUCGUUCCUUCAUUCCGAGCGAGGAGGACCGCAGGGAGAUGAUUGUGCGAUAUGUCCGCAGGUUGGAUCUGCCAGUCGCUCACCAGAAUGUGACUGAGGAGAAGUUAAUGGAGUACUCGGAGAAGUUCAUAUUGGCAGCUCAUUUCCUGCACGGGUGCUGGGGUAUUGUUCAGGCAGAAGUUUCCGAGCUACAGUUUGGGUAUUUGGAGUAUGCCCUCGCAUGUUUUCAGGCUUACUUCGAGCAUAAAAUCUUGAACAACUUGUAGGAUGGACGGUAAGCCUUUAGGUGCAAAUCUUAUUUUAAUGUCAGCGGCCAACUGGUACAAUUUUAGAAAAUCUCGAGAAAUAAUCGAACAGACUAGGCUCUUACGCCAGGAGAGAUUUGAGUUGUUUAUUCUCGUUUGUAAGUCGUUUGAGCUCCUGCUGCAUACCAGUUACUGUUGAUUGACUUUUCUUUAUGUUGUUUAUUCUGUACGCUGGAAUAGAAAUCUCUCAUUAAAUAUAUUAA